Cotesia congregata is the source of this 420-nucleotide messenger RNA. The record is from the annotation of a GenBank genome assembly. Lineage: Eukaryota; Metazoa; Arthropoda; Insecta; Hymenoptera; Braconidae.
AUGUAUUUUUGGCAACAUAUCGUCGCAACUGAAAAAAAGAAAAGGUUCUUCGCGAGUCUCGGGUGGCACGAGGGGGUAAGACGGAGCGUCAGGAGCAGCAACGGGUCUACCAGCCAGGUCCCGGCGCCUCUGACCCCCCAGAGACGAGCCCGGAUCCACUGUCCGGCCCGACACGUCGCGAGAAUCAGCAAUCGGCCGCUGGCGAUUUCCGCCCACGACAGACGCCACGAUUGCUCAAGGUGCGGAAAGUCCUACAAGAACGCGUACAUCCUCAAGCGACACAUCCUCUACGAGUGCGGAAAGGCUCCCUCCUUCAGCUGCCCCCACUGCGCCUUCAGCUCCAAGUACGAGAGGAACCUCAAGGCCCACAUCAACCACCGCCACGUUCUCGCCAAGCCUCACUCCCAGACCGUCAACUAA